AUACUACUAAUUCGAGACUUUGGGCGUUUUCUGCAACCUUUUUUAUGGCAUUAUUUCUGACUUUGAACUGAGAAACGAUACCGAUAUGAAUACAAUUUUUUCCUGUAAAGCUGAUGAAAUCGGCCACCUAGUUCGUAGCUAGACUGACCAAGAUUAUCCAAAUGAGAAUGCCAAAAAUGGAUCUUGAUGGACAUUUUGCAUACAAUUUCUAAAUUAGUUUCCGAGAAUUCUUGAACCACUUCCUUGUAUAUUGAACUUUCUUCAUUUACAAGAUAGCUAUUACCCAUAGAGAUGAAACUCAGCUGUAUUUUCUACUUGUUUCAUCAAUCGUCAGAUUGCGAAUCUGGUCAUUAAUGCAGUCACUAAAACGUCAUAUUCUUAAUAAACUUCGCGUAAUUAAUUACACGGGAUCAUUCGCUCCAAAAAAAUUGAAAUGUGUGAUAAACGCAACCGGUUUUGUUACGUGUGUGGCUUGUUUGUUGACAAGCCACAUCGCUCGGAGUUUAAAAAGAAUCAAGCAGUGGUUCACUCCUUCAACGACUUGUUUAAACUCUCAUACGUUGAAAGUGCUUGGUAUGAACCCGAAAGUGUUUGCUCGACGUGCUCUGCAGUACUGAAGAAAGUGAAAUCCGGUAAGUGUUAUAACCAGCAUUUGUUAUUUGAGACUCCCAUGACUUGGCAUUAUCAACCGUAUCACAAGUCGAAAGAUUGCUACUUCUGCCAAACAGAUACCGUUGGCCAUCACUACAAAACUCGCAAUCUCAUAAAAUAUGCUAAUGUGUUGACUGUAUCGAGACCAACCCCGAAAGAAAACACAGGGGAGCCAACUGCAAACGGACAAGCAGACCCUUGCAGCGAGUUCCCGAUUGAAAAAAAUGAGGACUCGUCGUAUGUUCCAAAUCGGGCAGUAGUAAAGGAACGACAUUUUAUAUCUAGCCAAGAUUAUAGUGAUCUUAGUCGAGAUUUGAAUCUGUCUUAUAGAGAAACAGAGAUCCUGGGUUCACGAAUAAAGCAGUGGAAUGUAGUGGAUGAUGACUUUAAAGUGACAUUCACACGAAACUUAGACUUAUCGUCAUUCGAAGAAGUUUUUAAGGCUGAUGAUAUAGACAAUAAACUUGUAUAUUGUGUUGAUGUGGAUGGAUUGUUUGCUGCCUUCGAUCACGUGUACUGCGCAAAAGAUUGGCGAUUAUUUCUGGACGGUUCUUGCAAAAGUCUGAAAGUAGUAUUAAUUCACAACGAGAAUCAGUUGCCAACAGUUCCAAUAGCAUACGCUACUGAUAUGAAAGAGACGUAUCAAACGAUGGAAAAGAUUUUACGAUUAAUCAAUUACAAUAAACAUCAAUGGCAAAUUGUCUCAGACCUCAAAGUUCUGACAAUACUUCUGGGAAUGCAAGGAGGCUACACUAAGCAUCCGUGCUAUUUCUGCGAAUGGGACAGUCGUGCCAAGGAUCCUUACAAGUGUAGCGUGUGGCCUCCGAGAAAGGGGUUUCAAAUUGGAAUUAAAAAUGUUCUCAAUAUCCCAUUAGUAAAACCUGAUAACAUUAUCUUGCCGCCAUUGCACCUAAAGUUGGGCUACAUGAAACAAUUUGUAAAACGACUCGACAAAAACAGCGAGUCAUUUCUGCACCUGGAAACAGUUUUUCCCAAACUAAGUGAUGCUAAAAUAAAAGAAGGCAUUUUCAUCGGACCCCAGAUUCGCAAGCUGAUGAUUGAUGAGAAUUUUGUCGAAAAACUGAACGAAGUAGAAAAGAGAGCAUGGCUGAGUUUUAUCUCUUUAUGUCAUAACUAUCUUGGAAAUGAAAGAAGUUCUAAUUAUAAGGAAGUGGUUCAAGAGUUUUUGGAAGCUUAUGGAGAAAUGGGAUGCAAAAUGUCAAUCAAGAUACAUUUUUUGCACUCUCACUUGGAUUUCUUCCCGGAUAAUCUGGGUCAGUUUAGCGACGAGCAAGGUGAACGAUUUCACCAGGAAAUCUCGGCAAUAGAAAAGCGCUUUGCUGGAAAAAACCACGUUAAGAUGAUCGCUAAUUACUGCUGGUCGCUCAAACGUGAAACCGACGACCUGUAUUAUAAGCGCAAAAGAUCCAGGAAACAUUUUUAAUUCGAAUUGGUUGAGGUAUGUAGUUAGCGAGCAUCUUAAAGUGGUUUUUUUUUUGUAUCUUGAUUGACAUUUUGCAUCCCAUUUCUACAUAAGCUUCCAAAAGUAAUUAGCUAACAUCUUAACCAUUGUUAAACAUUUCCCAUUGUUUUGUAUAAAGUGUUCUAAUGAGUGCAAAAUUUUAUGAAAAAUAUAUAUGUUAUCAAUCUAACUAUCGCUAAAAACGACUGUUUGCUAUCUAAAGGUUCACUUGCGCAGCCAAAUUUAUAUUUUUGACUUAGAGUUAACAUUAAAUGAAGGCUGAAACUCGUACGGUUUAGACAACUUUUCAAAUUAACAUUGAGUUAAAAAGAUAACUGGCUGUCGUGCAAUGAUUUUUUCAUGUAAAAUGCUAAAAAUGGGGGUUUUUGUGAAAUUUUUGUAUGGGGAACCCCACAGGUGGGGUCUUAGGGGGGGUUCCACUGGCAUGGGUGGGUCGGCCCUACAAAGUUAGUGGGGGUCGGUCAUACAUUUAAAUACGAUUGGGGCACUCUAAAUGGGUCAACUUAGGAUUUUUCAAGCUUUGGCGCUCAAGGUCAAAAGUACGAAGUCGGGACAUCAGAAUUGGUUUUAGAGGUAUGCUUCCUUCGGCAAAGUAUCUUAUUUUGAUCCCUAAAAUACGAUUUUCCUUGUCACUUGGGUGAUUUUCAAAUCGACCCGCCUUCUAAUACAUAGUACCCCUGUAGGGCGCUUGAGACCAAAAAAUUUGAUUUUGGAUUAUGCUGCAUAUCUUGAAAACUUGAAGUCCUUUCCCAAAAAAAAACACUUGUGUAAUUAAGUAGUGAAUGCCUCUCGAUGACACAUGCCCAAAGAAGUUCAUUCAUUGUCAAUUAGUGGCAA
This is a messenger RNA of Rhagoletis zephyria (snowberry fruit fly), 2971 nucleotides long. RefSeq lists its product as uncharacterized. NCBI's taxonomy places the organism in Eukaryota, Metazoa, Arthropoda, Insecta, Diptera, Tephritidae. The record is from RefSeq and is a predicted model, not a curated record.